Molecule: messenger RNA, 668 nt
Organism: Schistocerca piceifrons (Central American locust)
Lineage: Eukaryota; Metazoa; Arthropoda; Insecta; Orthoptera; Acrididae
Biological process (GO): regulation of transcription by RNA polymerase II
Cellular component (GO): nucleus
Molecular function (GO): RNA polymerase II cis-regulatory region sequence-specific DNA binding; DNA-binding transcription factor activity, RNA polymerase II-specific
Source: RefSeq, a predicted model, not a curated record
AUGUACUGUGUGAAAGCUCGCAGCAGAGUAAAGGGAAACGAAGUAGAUACGUUGGGCGACAAGCCGUGGCCGGCGCUGCUGCCGCGCUCGCUGGGCCCCGCGGUGGGCGGCGUGGGCGUCGGGGUGGCGGUGGGGGUGGGCGGCACACCCCGCAGGCCCCGCAGCGAGAAGCGGCCCAUCCCGGACGACCAGAAGGACGAGAAGUACUUCGAGCGCCGCAAGAGGAACAACCAGGCCGCCAAGAAGUCGCGCGACGCGCGCAAGGUCCGCGAGGACCAGAUAGCUCUGAGGGCGGCGAUGCUGGAACACGAGAACGCGGUGCUUCGUGCGCAGUUGGUGACCCUGCGGGAAGAGGCGCACAGUUUGCGACACCUGUUGGCAGCAGCGAGCGCUCCCGGAAUCCUGAGCCGCGCUCGUCCGUCCCUGCACAAGCGGCAGCCCCUGCACAUCGUCACGGCUUUGACGCCGAGGGAACAUUUGACGGGCAGCGCAGCGAAAUCUACCCCGCGUCUGGCUGCUCCUUGCCCUCUACCCGCACUGCAGCGGAAAGCAGUGGAUCACUACAGUACCUGCAAUCUGUGACCCCGGUGUUGUCCUUGUUCGCCUUGCGACUGUAAAUCCCGAAAGUGUCUGGCGUUUAGCGUACGGCGCACAACUGACAGCCGAAC